Molecule: messenger RNA, 10419 nt
Organism: Myripristis murdjan (pinecone soldierfish)
Lineage: Eukaryota; Metazoa; Chordata; Actinopteri; Holocentriformes; Holocentridae
Gene: hipk2
Product: homeodomain interacting protein kinase 2
Exons: 15
Coding region: 384-4118 (1244 amino acids)
Biological process (GO): positive regulation of transcription by RNA polymerase II; intrinsic apoptotic signaling pathway in response to DNA damage by p53 class mediator; peptidyl-threonine phosphorylation
Cellular component (GO): nucleus; PML body; cytoplasm
Molecular function (GO): transcription coactivator activity; protein serine/threonine kinase activity; SMAD binding
Source: RefSeq, a predicted model, not a curated record
UCGCUCGUCUUCCACACUGUACACCAAACUCGCUGCGCUCUGACCACUGCAACUUUUGCAGAGACUCCUCACUCCACAGACAUGUCGCACAAUAGCUGAAGUAAACCUGUAAUUUUGGCUCAUCAUUUGAGCCUGAAACAAUUCACCACUGGCGGGAUUUUAAUUGCAGAGCUUCUCAUCUGUCGUUUUCCUCGGAUCGGACCCUAAGUUUGAAAACGCCUGGAUAUGAAUUAUGAUCAUUUUCCCCACUAAUGAACUGGGCCAGUAAUGCAGGAGACCGCGGCGACUCUCUCAUCAGUGGUUCAAGAUGGCAGAUUUUUAUUGAGUUUUGAACAGAAAUCUCGCUUUAUUUUUUGCCAUGAAUAACAGAAAUCCUUGCACCGAUGGCCCCUGUAUACGAAGGUAUGGCCUCGCAAGUGCAAGUGUUUUCCCCUCACACUCUCCAGUCAAGUGCCUUCUUUAGCGUGAAGAAACUGAAGGUGGAGCAGAGUUGUAACUGGGAUAUGACAGGGUACGGCACGCAUAGCAAAGUCUACAGCCACAACAGCAGCAAGAACGUGUCGGCCGCCAGUGGCCCCCUGGGCAUCAACGGCUCCCUGCAGGUAGCCAGCUCCACCCUGCCCUACGAGCAGGCUCUCAUCUUCCCAGCCAGCGCAGGCCACAUUGUGGUUGCCUCAGCCAGCAGCACUUCGGGGGCCGUGGGGUCUCUGCUGGGCAGCGGGGGUGGAGGCAGCAGCAGCAACGGCAGUGGGGGUGGUGGCGGUGGUGGGGGAGGUGUGGGCAGUGGGGUUGGUGUUCACAACCUGACACGCCGCAGUACGGUCAGUCUACUGGACACCUACCAGCGAUGCGGGCUUAAGCGCAAGAGUGAGGAGCUUGACAACAACAGCAGUGUGCAGAUCAUUGAGGAGCACGGCCCGCCAAUGAUCCAGAACGGAGCAGCCAGUGGGGCCACGGUGGCUACGGUGGCCACCGCCACCUCCACGGCAACUUCCAAGAACAGCGGCUCCAACAAUGAGGGGGACUACCAGCUGGUGCAGCAUGAGGUGCUCUGCUCCAUGACCAACACCUACGAGGUGCUGGAGUUCUUGGGGCGAGGAACCUUUGGUCAGGUGGUGAAGUGCUGGAAGAGAGGCACCAAUGAGAUUGUGGCCAUCAAGAUCCUGAAGAACCACCCGUCGUAUGCACGGCAGGGUCAGAUCGAAGUCAGCAUCCUGGCACGACUCAGCACGGAGAGUGCAGAUGACUACAACUUUGUGAGGGCCUACGAGUGCUUCCAGCACAAGAACCACACGUGCCUGGUGUUUGAGAUGCUGGAGCAGAACCUGUACGACUUCCUCAAGCAGAACAAGUUCAGCCCUCUGCCCCUCAAAUACAUCAGACCUGUGCUGCAGCAGGUGGCCACAGCCCUAAUGAAGCUGAAGAGCCUGGGCUUGAUCCAUGCUGACCUGAAGCCAGAGAACAUCAUGCUGGUGGACCCAUCCAGACAGCCGUACAGGGUCAAAGUCAUCGACUUUGGCUCAGCCAGCCAUGUCUCUAAGGCCGUCUGCUCCACUUAUCUACAAUCCAGAUACUACAGGGCUCCGGAGAUCAUCCUGGGCUUGCCGUUCUGCGAGGCGAUAGACAUGUGGUCCCUCGGCUGUGUGAUCGCUGAGCUCUUCCUGGGGUGGCCCCUCUACCCCGGGGCCUCAGAGUACGACCAGAUCCGGUACAUUUCGCAGACGCAGGGCUUGCCUGCGGAGUAUCUGUUGAGUGCAGGGACAAAAACCACCAGGUUCUUCAACAGAGACCCCGACUCCACCUACCCUCUCUGGAGACUGAAGACUCCAGAGGACCACGAGGGCGAAACGGGGAUCAAGUCCAAGGAGGCCCGCAAGUACAUCUUCAACUGCUUGGAUGAUAUGGCGCAGGUGAACAUGACUUCGGAUCUGGAGGGGAGCGACAUGCUGGCGGAGAAGGCCGACAGGAGAGAGUUCAUCGACUUGUUAACCAAGAUGCUGACGAUCGACGCGGACAAGAGGAUCACCCCCAUCGAAACCCUCAACCACCCCUUUGUGACGAUGUCGCAUCUCCUCGAUUUCCCCCACAGCACACAUGUGAAGUCGUGCUUCCAAAACAUGGAGAUCUGCAAGCGUCGCGUGAACAUGUACGACACCGUCAACCAGAGCAAGACGCCCUUUAUCACCCACGUGGCCCCCAGCACCUCCACCAACCUCACCAUGACCUUCAACAACCAGCUUAACACUGUGCACAGCCAGGCCACCAACCUGGCUCCCUCCUCCACCACCAAUGCCACCCUUUCCCUUGCCAAUCCCGAUGUCUCCAUACUAAACUACCAAUCUGCACUCUACCAGCCCUCCGCUGCCUCCAUGGCAGCCGUGGCCCAGAGGAGCAUGCCCCUGCAGCCGGGGGCUCCUCAGCUCUGCGCUGCCCGGCCCGACCCCUUCCAGCAGGCGCUCAUUGUCUGCCCACCCGGCUUCCAAGGGCUGCAAGCAUCCCCCUCCAAGCACACCAGUUACUCUGUGCGGAUGGAGAAUGCUGUUCCCAUUGUGACGCAGGCCCCUGGUGCCCAACCCCUGCAGAUCCAACCAAGCCUCCUUACACAGCAGGCCUGGCCCAGCGGCACCCAGCAGAUCCUGCUGCCUCCAGCCUGGCAGCAGCUCACCCACACCUCGGUCCAGCACGCCACUGUCAUCCCCGACUCCAUGAGCAGCACACAGCCUCUUGCCAACUGGAGGAAUUCCCACCCCCACGGUAGCCAUUACAACCCCAUCAUGCAGCAGCCGGCCUUGUUAGCUGGCCACGUAACGCUCCCAUCCAACCAGACGCUCAAUGUGGGCGUGGCGCACGUCAUGAGGCAGCCCUCGACCAAUAACAACUCCUCUUCCAAAAAGAACAAACAGCACCAGAUGUCUGCCAGGAACGUGUCCGCCUACGAGGUGUCGUCCUCUCAAGCAGUGCUGUCCCCGCAGCGCUCCAAGCGGGUGAAAGAGAACACGCCCCCACGGUGCGCCGUGCUGCAAAAUGGCACCGCUUCCAACUGCCCGCCCCCGCAGGGCUAUGGGGGCGGCGGGUGGGGGGCAGGCGAAGCAGAACAGGCUUCCAGCACCACCCGCGAUCAUCAACACCAGCACCACGUCCCCCGACAGACCAUAAUCAUCCCCGACACGCCCAGCCCUGCAGUCAGCAUCAUCACCAUCAGCAGUGACACGGACGAGGAAGAUGACCACAAACAGAGCAACAACAGCUCGUCUUCCAAGCAGAGGAAGAAUGUCAUCAGUUGCGUGACGGUGCAUGAUUCACCGGACUCCGACUGCUCCAGCAACAACAGCCCCUACACUGUGGAGUCUAGACCCCCCAACAACAACAGCUACGACACCAAGACCACCAUACUGGACAACUGCAACAAUGGGAACCCCCGCACCAUCAUCAUCCCCCCUCUCAAAACCCAGACCAGCGAGGUCCUGAAUGAGUGUGAGCGCCUGAUGCCAGAUGCAAUGAACCAUCAGAAUUCAGCCUACAAGUUCAAAUCCUCCAACGGCGUGGUGUCCGGUAAUAAUCACCUGCCGGGGGGUGUGACUGGAGGCGGAUCCUACAGACAGCAGCGCUCAGGGCCACACCCCUUCCAGCAGCAGCCUCUCAAUCUCAGCCAGGCCCAGCAGCACAUGGUAGCUGAGCGGAACGGAGGCCAUCGGCGCCAGCAGGCCUACAUCACCCCCACCAUCGCCACUCAGGCCCCUUACUCCUUCCAUCACAACAGCCCCUCUCACACAGGCAACGUCCACCCUCACCUGGCUGCCACACACCUGCCCAGCCAGCCCCACCUCUACACCUACACGGCCCCCGCUGCCCUGGGCUCCACCGGCACCGUAGCCCACCUGGUGGCGUCGCAGGGCUCGGCGCGCCACGCGGUCCAGCAUGCCAGUUACCCACCCAGCAUCGUCCACCAGGUCCCGGUCAGCAUGGGCCACCGCGUGCUGCCCUCGCCCACCCUGCACCACAGCCAGUACCAGGCCCAGUUCGCCCACCAGGCCUACAUCAGCGCCUCGCCCGCCUCCACUGUCUACACUGGAUACCCGCUGAGCCCCACCAAGGUCAACCAGUACCCUUACCUCUAGAGAUGACACUGACUGACACUGGAGAGCCUGACCCAGCGCUGCUGCUCAACCCCGCCCGCCCCCCAACCCCAGCAUCCCACUACACUCUCCCACCCCCCCUGAGCCUCAUCGGCAUCCUAAGCAUCCUCUCCCCCGACCUCAAACACACACAGAGACAGAGGAACAUGCAAUCCUCAAGAAACUGUCACGCAUAACUUGAAGAUUUAACGACAGAGAGAAAAAGAAAAAAAAAAAAAGACAAUUCACAGCCUCUCUAGAAGGGAAAGGAGGGGUGGAAUUUCAGAGGGGUACAAUUCAAGGGGUUUUCUUUUGAUUUUUUUUUUCUCCUGAAAGGGCCAGUUUUUUUUUUUUUUUUUUUUUUCCUUUUGUUUCUCUAUUUUCUUUGAUUUACUUUCAGAAGAAGGUAAUGUCUCAUUCGUUUUUACAGUGAAGUUUCUGAAACAGGCCUUUUGGAACGGAGGAGGUUUUCUGGUUUGAAACACAUCUUUUGCUUUCUUUUAUUUUCCCCUCUUAAAUUGGGAAAUGACUGUUGAACAGGGGUUACUCUCUGGAAGUUUGGAUUCCCAAGAGAAUUGGGAGAAGGUGAAAUACGGAAACCUGCUGCUCUUCAAAGAAAAAAAAAUAUAUUGAUGGCCUUGAACUGUCUUAAUAUUUCCAAAUCAUUCACGGUGUGGGGAGGAAGAGAGGCGUCUCCCCCCACCCCACCUUCUCCAGCUGAGGAGGCUUCUGGAAAUAUAACCAACAGAAGACAACAAACUUUCUAGUGUAUUUAUAGAUAUUUUUUCCUUUCUGUUUCACCUUUACGACAAGACUUCAGUUUUAGCUAGGUGUCUUAGCUGGGCCCCGUUCUUAGAAUGUAGCAGUCUGCACCUGUUUGUUUUAUGAAGAAAACUUGUUUUUUUUUUUUUUCUGAUACCAAUAGAUUUAUUUGUUCCUCUUUUUUCAAUGUGAUUGCACAAAGUGGUUAUAAUAACAUAGGCAUGUACAACGUGAUUGUCUGUGUGUGCUACUGUCAGCCAUGUGUGUGUAGUCCACCUCCUCAAAACCCUCUGCAGUCUUUAGGUUUUGACCAUUGUUCCCUCGUAGUGCCUUACAGAUAUAACGACACAGUUUACUUGGCUUGGAUCCUGAGAGCCACAAGAGACUAUAGCUAUACUUAGAGAGAGAUGGUUUCCUGGUUUGACAUCCUAGUCGGGGCAGUUGUAGCUCUCUUCCAGGUGUAGGCUCAGCUCUUGCUGUUUCCUAUCCUUAAUGACAGCAUACUAUAGAUGAUGAUAAAUGUCAGAGUUGAUAUCAAACUGAGCUAUUUUAUUAUGUGUGCAUGAGAUAACUUGCCUGGGGUACUUACCAAAGUCAUUAGAUAAAUUCUUGUUACAUUUGCUCUGGAUAUUAAUGUAAAUAUAAAAAUGUACAGUAUAACUGUAAGCCUCUAUUCCAGUGGUACCCAUAAUGUGGCUUUAGUUUGGAAUAUAUUUGUUUUUCUUCUUUUUUUUUUUUUCUUUUCUUUUUUUAAAAAUCAUGCAAGGGAAUUCAUGCACAGUGAUUACCGAGCAGAGAUACUAGCUCAAGGAUGCAUUUUUUUUGGCAACUCGAAAAUACAAAAUAGUGUAAAAUAAAGUGACUAUGAUCAGUUUUUUUUUUUUUUUUUUUGUUAAUGUUCAGGGAACGGGUUACAGUAUAUCGUUCGAGACACAAUAGAAGUCGUUUUAAGGUUCAAAGCUAGGCCGAGAGAAGGGCCUGUUGGAAAGUGGUUGUUGCCAUGAUGGCGAUCCUGCAAGGCCAGAGAGAGCGCCUGGUUGGAGUAUAGAGGGCUGUUUGAGAGAGAUACUGUGUAGGCAUGAGUGAGGGGCCAGUAGAGAGCAUAGGGUUGGUUCAGGUAGGGAUUGAGGAGGGGCAGGGUGAAAUUCCUUAUCUUUAAAUGGGACUAAAAGAGUAGCAUGUUGGCACUGAGCAGGUUGAUAGUAACAAUGAGCCCGGGUGGUUGGUAGGAGCCGCAGAGGCACUGCACGAAUGCACACCUAUAACUCUGACACGAGUCCUUUUGUUGCCGUUGUCAUGACCGUCGUCGCCGCCGCCGUCGUUUUCUGGCAAAGAUAAUGGAAGUUAUUCGUCUUGUUGCGCUCCGAGGGUCGGGUAGCAUCUCGGAGCCGAGGUGAACAAGAGCAGAAACAGGAGGGAAACGCUACAGCAUACACCUGGAAGGGCAUCUUCUGGAAAGCGGGCUCGAUUUGUUUGCCACUGUCCAUUUGUCUUCGAACCAGGUACACCACAGACAUCGCCACGCCACCUGAAAGGGAUACCUGAACACGUAGAGAACCGAUAGGGCUGUCGCUUUGUGUGUUUUGCUGCUUGAUUUAACAGACAUAAUUUUCCUGUAGCCAAUGAUACCAAUAAUCUCCUUUUGUUAUUUUGUCCUCAUGAAGUGGGCACAUCAGAACUGCUGGUGGUUUAGUGAAAGCCUUCCCUUCCCCCUUCAUGGUAUGCCAUAGUACUUGCAUUUGAAGUGAUUUUUUUUUUUUUUUUUUCUUUUACAUUAUAUUGAACUUUUGACAUGGCUGUAGUACAUGUUGUGUUUAUUUUUUAGAGAUUGUUGCAAUAAUUCUUGUGGAUGUUUUAUCAGUGUGUGUGUGUGUGUUUUUAUUAUAAGUCAGGCUCAUUUCUUUUUUGAUUUGUAACCUGGGGGUUGAUGUACAGUAAUAUUUAGUAUUCCUUGGAGGUGGGUGCACCUGUGUUAAAGUGUUGCAACACUGCUGAUGAUAGUAACAGUGUCGAGUUGAAGAUAAUCCAAUGGGGCCCUUAUACAGUAGAUAGUUUAGGCUUGAGUGUGCCACACCCAGGUUUGAAAACCAACAAUCCCCCCCGAAAAGUCCUGAUGGGCCCCAGUGUGGUCUCUCAUCCUGGUACUUGUUUCACCAACACUCCCCAUUCAGCUCCAGCAUGCAAGCUUUGGGGUCCUGGCAGUCAAAGAUGUGAUAUUACAUAGUACGUUGCUGGUUACAUCAUUCUUCUCUGUUCUGUCUUUGUAAUUUUUUUUUUUUUAUUAUUAUUAUUAUUAUUUCUCUGCUUUAUUUCCUUGAGGUCAUUGGGGCCUAAGCACACACAGAUAAGGGAGAUGAUUUUCCAUUGAAACUUUGGCUCCUCUGUUAUGAGGCAGACUACUGAAACAUUCCACUGUUUGAGGGAAUCGGGCGUUGUCCACCCUUACACUGCUGUCCCGUCCCCCUCUCUGUCACCGCGGGGAUGGCGUUGUCAUGCUCAAGACUUUUCUCCUCUCCUCCCACCAAAGAAUUUAACACACUGACGAUGUGUACAGUAACAGCACCGUACAGUACAAGCAAUCCUCUGCAGUGUUGCUAAAACAGACAGGCAAUAAGUUCCCGGCGUAAAAAAAACGCUCUGUCUUUAAACGCUUUGCAAGUGCUUUAAAGGACGUGUCAUUUUACCCCGAGCGAAUGCAUGUGCGCACACGCUGUGCAGGUACAGAGGGAGGGUUUACCAUACACGACGCACACAACACACAGUCAUUCAUUUGUUUCUGGACACUCAAACUACGAUUUUUUUUUCCAAACCUCUUUUUUUAAUGUUUUACACUCAUUAUUCUUCACACUUUGCCCCUAAAUAGAUUGAGUAAUCAUUUUAUUUGUUCACUAAAUAUCUAACUUCUCUCCAAAUUGUUUUAUAUGCAAGUUUUUUUUUUUUUUUUUUUUACUUUGUUGAUGUUGUAGCUUUAUCAAUGUUGUAAGAAAAAUGGAUUUGUAUACAAAAAAAAAAGAAGUAUGUUUUAGUGUGCCAUGGAAUGGAAUGACCUGUAAAGUAAAUUAAUCAAAAAUAGACCACCAAUACCUUUAAAAUCAUGGUCACCUGCACAAAAUGAAUGUAAUAUGUGACCUGCAACAUCUGAAAUGCUUUAGAUCUUUCUCGAUGGGUGACCAUUUAGUUGGAACAUGAAUUUGAUUUCUUGAUCAUCUGUGGCCAUGCAUGAUGCAAUAAUUCUGCAUAUGAUCUCUAGCAGAUUCACAUAUAAUACAACAGAAGUAAUGAACAAUUAUCCUUUCGAUUUGGGUUUUUUAUUUUUUUUUUUUUAUUUUUUUUAAAGUUCACUAUUUUGUCAAAUCAAAUCGACAAAUUAAGAGAAGCCCUAUACACUCAACAUUUUUCACUGGAAAAUAACUUGGAUGUGUACGAUACCUUUGUCUAUCACCCUGUUUUGCAUAACCAAUGUUUUGUGUUUUAUGAAAAAAGAGGAAUCAGAAAUGUGAGCAUUAAUGUAGAUCGAGUGACCUUACAAUUACCAAAAUGUGCUUAAGUAGAGUGUGAAGGUGUUUUGUGUUGUUGAGUUGAGCGUAGCCUCCCCAGCUAGCAAUUUUUUAUUGUUAGAGCGCUGCCUUCCAAAUAACCAACAAUACCUUCAGAGCUUUAAGGUGUGGUUUUAAUUAGAGCAAGGCAGCAAGGCAGUCUCUCACUCUCUCUCUCUCUCUGAAGCCUGGCAGUUUUUUGCAGCUUUGUUAUGGUUUGAAUCUGCUCAAACUCCACAAGACAUGUCACACUUCCAGCUUUGCCCUGAGCGCGAUUGUGAAUGCUACUCCUCCUGAAACUUUGGAAACAUUGAGAAGAAAAAAACAUUCCUGAAGGCAUGGCACACAGUGCUACAUUAGUCUUCUUCGGCCAAACUCCUCUGAAGUGACUUGAAGCUUAGCAAGAAGUGAAUACGGAGAAUCAGACGACCCACAGCAUCGGCCCCCGCAACCCCCCGCCCGCCCGUGUAAUUUUUGCAAUCAUGUGGAAGAGUUAAAAGGGGGGUUAGGAACAGGUGUUAGGUGGAUUAAUCAUGUGCUGAUAUACUUUCUGUCACCGAGAAUUCACGAUCUAAUUACACAAGCAUUCUUAAAGCCCUUUUGGAUGAGAGUGUAUGUUUCUUUUUGUUUGUUUUUAACCUUUUCGUUAGGGAGACCUGCUCCUUUGCUGGCUAUUCCUUGGGGGAAUUCAGGGUGAGGUGGUCAAGGUUUGAUGCCAUCGCUGACAGAGGGCGUCAGAUGUGAUAACAAAUGAACCAAAAUUGACUCAAAUGUGAUUGUUUUCCCAACCUCUUUUUUUUUUUUUAAAACCUCUAUACAACUAGGCCAUGUAAUAAUGGCUCGAUCACCACCAGCUGAUUUUGUUGAUUUGCUGUGUUGUAUCAGUGGAAAAUACAGGUUUUCACAUCGACUUUGAGAGAGAGCUCCAGCCGAAAAAGGGGAUAUUUUUGCAAGUGUUAAUAGCUGAAAUCUGGAGGUGGCAGACCAAAGCUCCAUUCAAAGCCAGAUUUUGCCCGUAAACACUACAAAAAGUAUUUCUCUAAAGCUGGAGCACAUGUCAAAGCCGGAUUUGAAACGCCAAUGAAUAGAGCCUCAUUUGAGGAUAUGUUUCGGAUUAUUUACAUAAAUUUACAUAAGCCCUUUUGGUACAUCUCAGAUUUACUACUGUAAACUACUGUAGCUUGUAUGUACUCAAGUUUGUUUUUUUUUUUUUAAGUACUUGCACAACAACAUUCACAUGAAACAGCAGUACAUUGUCUCAAGACCUAAGAGUGCAUCAAACCCUGACCGCCUCUUGUGUCCAUUGCUGUAUGGUUUCUCAAUGGUGUAAAAUCUCAUUCUUUGUCGAUAAAGCUAAUGUGUGCUGCGGUAUUUCCUAGUAUACUUCUCUGUUAAUUGUCCUUCUCAUUUACUUUUGUUUAUUGGGGUGUGAUGUCUCAUUAUUUCAAUCUGUUGAUGUAGCGUUCUAUGUAUACCCUGUUCCUUAGCCUAAUAUUAUUAAGUAUGUUAUGAGAAUGGAUAUUUUACUGGCUUUAUAGAAUGUUUAAAUAAAUAUAAUAAUGACAAUAAGAAGAAUGAUUAAUUAAACCUCCUAACAAGUUGAGUACUUGCUACUAAGCGCUUGUGUUACCAUUAUGAUGUUGUGUGCUUCUCUUAAUCAUUUUCGUUGUAGAAAAAUGGAGUGAAUUUAUAUUAGGCUUCGAAAAAAACUAAUGAUAGCAUUGUAAAUUUACAGGAGGAUUUUAACAAACAAACAAACUUCGUCAAAUAGAAGAAUAUAGUUAUUUUAAUUGUCCUCUUUACUAACUGUAGGGUGAGAAGGGGCUCGCGUUGUGGUGAACUAUGUUAUAGCUUGUUAUUCACUGUUACUUUUGAUCAUUUUUUCGGUCUCCGAGGUGAAUCGAGUUAUUAAUGAGAAUUUGUAUGCUCACAUAUGCAUAUUGUAUAUGUGUAGAAAUGUAAUCACACUUUGUCUUGGAUUUACAUUAAACUGUUACGUCACGGCA